AUGGCGGGUUCCUCCUCGGGGCCCUCUCUGAUGGACAGUCUCUUCCAGCGUACCCUCGACGACCUCAUCAAGUCCCUCCGCUCGGCCACCGCCAUCUCCGGGGCGGAUUCUCCUUCCCUCGUUCUGUCGCGGGCCGUCGACGACAUCCGCCGCGAGAUCCGCGCAUCGGACCAGACCACCAAGGCCAUCGCCCUCCAGAAGCUCACCUAUAUCUGCGCCCUCCAUGGUGUCGAUAUCUCCUGGGCUGCAUUCCAUCCCCUCGAGCUUCUCCCGUCCCCUAUCUUCCUCCACAAGAAACUGGGCUAUCUCGCCGCCUCCCUCAGCUUCUCCCCCUCCACAUCCGUUCUCCCCCUCGCGACCCACCAGCUCCGCAAGGACCUCUCGUCCCCGUGUGAUCCCGCGGCCGCCCUCGCCCUCGAAUUUCUCUCCUCCCCCGCCGCCUCUGCGGACCUCGCCCGCGACCUCUGUGUGGAACUCUCAUCUCUCCUCUCCAGCACCCGACCUCGGAUUCGCGUCAAGUCGACUGCCGCUUCGCUCCGAUUCUUCACCCUGUACCCUGAUUCUGUAAGGGUGGCCUUCAAACGUCUGGUCGAGAAUUUGGAGUGCGCCGAUCAGCGGGUCGUGUCCGCCGCCGUAGGCGUCUUCUGCGAACUCUCGGCUGUCGAUCCAAAGUCCUACUUGCCGCUGGCGCCGGAGUUCUACCGGAUUUUGGUGGACUGCAGGAACAACUGGAUUCUGAUCAAGGUGUUGAAGAUCUUCUCGAGGCUGGCGCCUCUGGAGCCGAGACUUGCAAAGAGAAUUGUGGAUCCAGUGUGCGAUCACUUGCGGCAGUCUUCUGCUAAGUCGCUGGUGUUCGAGUGCAUACGGACUGUGUUCACAAGUCUUGAUGGAUUCGACGACGCCGUGAAGCUCGGCGUCGAGAAGUUGGGGGAGUUCCUGGCAUCAGAGGACGACCCCAAUCUCAGGUAUCUUGGGCUGAAAGGCCUGUCAAUGCUUCAGCCAAUUCACUUGUGGGCAGUGGAGGAGAGCAGGGAGAUUGUGGUCAAGUCGCUUGGUGAUCCCGACUCCAAUAUCCAGCGCGAGGCCCUGCAUCUGAUCGUGAGGAUGGUAUCGGAUGCCAACCUGAUCGAGAUAUCAACCAUCCUUCUCAAUUACGCUCUAAAAUCUGAUCCCGAGUUCGCUAACGAGAUUCUUGGAGAAAUUCUGUCCGCCUGCUGUAGGAAUUUUUACGAGUUGGUUGUGGACUUCGAUUGGUACGUCUCACUUCUUGGGGAUAUGUCUCGCCAUCCACAUUGCACGAAGGGGGAGGACAUUGAGCAUCACCUCGUUGACAUAGGCUUGAGGGUCAAAGAUGCCAGGCCAGAGCUUGUUCGUGUUGCACGGGAUCUCUUGAUCGAUCCCGCUUUGCUGGGAAACCCUUUUAUCUGCAGGAUAUUGUCAGCUGCGGCCUGGGUUUCUGGUGAGUAUGUUGAGUUAUCGAGGAACCCAGUCGAGCUCGUGGAGGCUCUUUUGCAGCCUAGGGUUAGCCUCCUGCCAGUCUCUGCAAGAGCGGUAUACAUUCAGUCCGUUUUCAAGGUUCUGAUCUUUUGCUUGCAUUCAUAUCUUGAGCAAGACGGAGCUGGUCCUUUGGUGACCAGAGAUCCAGUCGGAGGAAGCCAGAUGUCAGAAAGCUCUGAUGCUGUGAUGUUCGAGAUUUCUUCCAAUUGCAGCUUUGACAGCAGAAUUGGUCUCGAAGGCAAGGACAAUGCCAGCAACGUGCAAAGAGCUCAUACUUCAAAUGAUUCAGCAGAGACGAAGGGGUUCCUGACAUACGACUCUCUGAAACACAUUCUAGAUUUGAUUGAAAUGUCUCUGAAUCCCCUUGUAGAAUGCAGCGAAGUGGAGCUGCAGGAACGGGCGCGGAAUAUUCUCGGCUUCAUCAGCGCAUUACAGAAAGUUCAGGGUUCUGAUUUUGAUGAGGAGGGUUUUAGGAGAGACCCCAGAAAUUGUAAGCUCAUCACGGUCAUGGCCGAUGCAUUUCUUGAGGAUCUGGGUCCAGUUUCUGCAAAUGCUCAGGGGCGAGUUCUUGUUCCCGAUGGAGUUAGUCUAAGGGAUGAUCUGUCGGACUUGGACGGCAUCCUGGAGGGUGAGAGACUGGAGGAGCCUUCCUCAGCCCCCGUCUUCUUCAAAAGGAGCGACCAGCUCAGCGAAGCCCAGGAGGAGGAUCUGCCAUCGCUGACUGAAUCAAAAUCUCUGCUUGCAGAGCAUCGUCGGCAGCACGAGGUGUAUUAUCUCCCAAAGGAGAGUAGCGAGGCUGAGAAGGAGGGAUACCCUCGAGCUAAUGAGGCCCCGUCCUCAGUCGGCCAUGGGCACAUCGCCGAAGGUUCCAUCCAGGAUCUUAUAAAGCUCACGAAGGAAUCUCUGGGUCCGAGGAGGACGAAGCCGCGCCCAGUGGUGGUAAAACUGGACGAGGGGGAGAGUGUUCCUACUGCGUCUUCCCUGAAGUCUGUGGAACCGAGAGACGAUCCUCUCUCUGGUGUGGUCCGUGAGGUUCUUCUGCAAGACGGCGAUGAACCCACCACUUCCAGGAGGAUAUCUUCAGGGAACCCAUCUCGGAGGAGAUCAAAGGGGACGAUGAUACCAAGGUCAACUGGCGAAUCCGCCCCUCAUUCAGACGAAAAUCUGGGAGACCUGCAGAAAGGAGGACGCCAUCACAGGAGUCACAGUCAUCGGAGGCAGGGAAGAGAUGGAGCUCAAAGUCGUCCAGAGACUGAAGACAGAGGAGAGGAGGGGAAAGUCAGCCACAAAGGGUCCCACAGGAGCAAUCAUCCUCGCAGGCACAGGCGCAAGGAGGAGGCGGAGGGUCCUCUAAACGUGAUCCAGCAGGCUCCCCCUGGUCAAGAUCUUCUUCUAUGA
Spirodela intermedia is the source of this 2895-nucleotide messenger RNA. Lineage: Eukaryota; Viridiplantae; Streptophyta; Magnoliopsida; Alismatales; Araceae. The record is from the annotation of a GenBank genome assembly.